Messenger RNA from Aedes aegypti (yellow fever mosquito), 1644 nucleotides. RefSeq names its product senecionine N-oxygenase. Lineage: Eukaryota; Metazoa; Arthropoda; Insecta; Diptera; Culicidae. The record is from RefSeq and is a predicted model, not a curated record. The coding region runs from base 281 to 1558 and encodes 425 amino acids. The transcript is spliced from 2 exons. Gene Ontology annotation, molecular function: NADP binding; N,N-dimethylaniline monooxygenase activity; flavin adenine dinucleotide binding.
UUACUGCCUUUCAGAUUAUGGCCAAUCCUCCUGCUGUCUACAAAAUCGCGCCCCAACGCCAGAGCCGGUUACUUAUAGUUCACCACUACAAGGGACAUCGUGUAGGAAAAAUGCGCUUAUUGUUAACUGAGGAAAAGAGUGCAGUUGAUAAGGGAACACUGUGGAAUUUUCGCAUCUCUAUCGGCUUAUAUGAGUAUAAAUUAAUAGUGCACCAGCUUCGCACGUUUUAGUUCGUAAUAGUACGCGUGGAUAGCUGGGUCACAAGCGACCAUAAAGUGGGAUGGAUCUCGGUAAAAGGUACUGCGUGAUUGGUGCUGGAACUGCUGGAUUGGCUGCAGCGAAGAGAAUUUUGGAAACUGGCGCGGAAGUGAUUGUGUUUGAACAAACCGAUCAACUCGGUGGAACGUGGAACUACACGGACACAGUCGGGAAGGACAAAUAUGGGCUGGAUAUCCACACUAGCAUGUACCAAGGGUUGCGGACUAACCUUCCGAAGGAAGUUAUGGGUUUUCCGGACUUUCCGAUCCCUGAACAGAAGGAAUCGUACAUUCCUUCGGAGGAUAUUUUGAACUUUUUAAUAUCGUACGCGAACAAGUUUGACGUUACACGGCACGUGCGGUUGGAGCAUCAUGUGGUUUCAGUGGAUGUAGUUGAAGAACCUAAGAAGUGGAAAGUAAUGGUGAAGAACCUUCCUGAACAGAAAAUUGAAACUUUCUUUUUCGACUAUGUGUUUGUUUGUAACGGCCAUUAUCAUACGCCUCUAUUACCUAGCGUUCGUAAUAUUGAACUGUUCGAGGGAAAGCAGUUACACAGCCACGAUUACAGAACACCAGAUAAUUUCAAAGGUGAGAAAGUGCUAGUUGUAGGAGCAGGUCCCUCGGGUAUGGAUUUGGCAUUAGAGAUUUCGAAGCAGGCACUCCACGUUACGCUGAGUCACCACGCUAAGGAACCAUUUAAGACUGUUUUCCCAUUAAAUUUAACACAAAAACCCGACAUUUUGGAACUGACACCAAGUGGGGCAAUAUUCCAGGACGGCACCCAUGAACAUUUCACCGUUAUUCUCUACUGCACCGGGUACCGCUACAGCUUCCCAUUCCUGAGUAAAAACUGUGGAGUCGUCGUAGAGGACAAUUACGUUCAUCCGUUGUACAAGCAUUGCAUUAACAUCAAUCAGCCCACGAUGACCUUCAUAGGGCUUCCGUAUUACGUGUGCGCCGCGCAAAUGUUCGAUCUACAGGCGCGAUUCUGUCUCACAUACUACACUGGGAACAAGGAGCUGCCGACAAAGGAGGAGAUGCUGGCCGAUAUGCACGAACAGAUGAAGCUGAAAUGGAUGCAAGGUUGUCGGAAGAGUCAAUCCCACAUGAUGGGCCCGGCGCAGGGAGAGUAUUACGACGAUUUGGCGCGGACGGCCGAGGUGGAACCGAUCAAACCGGUGCUGACCCGACUGCACAAUGAAAGCAGCCAGCGGUUCAAUGAUGAUUUGUUGAACUUUAGAAAUGAUAUUUUCCGAAUUGUGGAUGACGAUACUUUUGAAGAAGUUGUGAGAAAUGAGUAGAAUAUGUGAAGAUUGCACCGUAGAUGCUGUCGAAUUAAAUUUUAUAGUUCUACACGAAAUAUAACUGUAGCUUCAUGAAAUAGUUA